Molecule: messenger RNA, 705 nt
Organism: Verticillium dahliae VdLs.17
Lineage: Eukaryota; Fungi; Ascomycota; Sordariomycetes; Glomerellales; Plectosphaerellaceae
Product: 3-demethylubiquinone-9 3-methyltransferase
Exons: 1
Coding region: 6-503 (165 amino acids)
Source: RefSeq, a predicted model, not a curated record
ACGUCAUGCCCAUCGCCAAGUUCACCACGUGUCUCUGGUUCGACGGCAACGCCGAAGAAGCCGCCCAGUUCUACGUCUCCAUCUUUCCAGAUUCGAAGAUCACGCAUCGACAAUACUACACCUCGGCCGGCGAGGCCCACCACGGCCAGAAGCCCGGCAGCCUGCUCAUCAUCGAGUUUGAGAUGAACGGGCAAAAGUUCGCGGGUCUCAACGGCGGGCCGCACUUCCACUUCGACGAGGCCGUCUCGCUCAUGGUCGACUGCGAUGACCAGAAGGAAAUCGAUUUUUACUGGGCGAAGCUCGGCGACGGCGGCGAUGUCAAGAGGCAGCAGUGCGGGUGGGUGGCAGACAGGUAUGGGUUGGCGUGGCAGGUCGUGCCCAAAGUGCUGAAGACGAUGCUGGCGGAUCCGGACCGGGAGAAAUCAGACCGCGUUAUGGAGGCUAUGAUGCAGAUGACGAAGAUGGAUAUUCGAGGUUUGGAACAGGCGUUCAAGGGAGAAUGAAACUGAACUAUGCUCUAUCAGAUAUUUUGGCCUCGCAAGGAGCACACGCUUGGUGAAUCCAGUCAGAUACUACAAGGCCAACGUCGAGCUUCGUCUUUGCAAGACAUGAAGCGUGGGUCUGCGUGUUGCUAUGUAUAGUCUGGUGGGCGCUUCGAGAGAUGGCGGAGAGUAGUUGACAAGAACGCAAUUUGUUUGCUGUGGA